AUGGUUGAUUGGGAGAUUGUAUCGGGUGGAGUUCUCCGAAGGGUUGGUGACAUCGGGGGACAGUGGUUUGACAGACUGGGCAUUGGAUUCUUGUCUGAAGUUUCCGGGAUCCGGGUGCAUGUGGAGGAGAUUUAUGGGAAAGGCGUGAGCUGUCGGCAUGGUGGUCGGACUUCCUGCAGUGCAGAUUCUAUUGUGGAUAAUCGGGAUAGGGAGUCGGCGUUCGCGUGA
Messenger RNA from Histoplasma mississippiense, 228 nucleotides. RefSeq lists its product with no specific name. Bases 1 to 228 code for a protein of 75 amino acids. The transcript has 4 exons. The record is from RefSeq and is a predicted model, not a curated record. Lineage: Eukaryota; Fungi; Ascomycota; Eurotiomycetes; Onygenales; Ajellomycetaceae.